GAUUCUCUAUACGUUUCUCCUGCAAUGGCUACGGUUCUCCCAGAACCAGAGGGAAUCCCCUGUAUCCGCCCGGCUGCGUCCUACGAUCCCCUCACAGAGCUCUCGAAACCAUUCACAAUCGACCCGGCUUCUCGAUCAUACAAGCACCAGUAUGCCAACAUCUACUUUGUGAGGUUGGUCGAGCAGCGCCCUGCUGUUGAGAAGAAGGCUACGGAAAAGUGGAAGGAUGUUAAGGGCAAUCCACCGCUUUUACCGCGUAUCCUCAACUUGACCCGGUCACAGCUUUGCUAUAUCGUCGGUACAGUUUAUAUGGAAAUGCCUCUGAAACCCAAUAUUCUGGAAGAUAUGGCUCGAGACCACUGGCUCGCUGCACCUAUUCCAAGAACGAAAUUCUUUUCCGCUCAAGAUUCCAUCCACCUUGAAGAUGAGUCAGGCCGAGUGCGACUGAUAGGCGAUGCCAUCCAGAGGGAAAGAGAUAGGGAAGGAGGUGGUCUUGUGACGGGAGUGAUCAUGGCCGCAUUGGGGAUGGAAACUCCUUCCGGGGAUUUCGAGGUGAUCGACAUAUGCUUUGCAGGAAUGCCCGAUAAGCUUGUUCUUAACCCUGCGCCAUCCAGUGCCAAAAGAAAAGGAAAAGAAAAAGUUGAAAAUGACGAGGACAUUGAUAUGCAAGAAGAUGCUAAAAUUGAACUCCCAGAGAAUGCAAAAACUUGGAUAGCUAUGGUGUCUGGUUUGUCGAUCGGUACCCAAGAAGCGUCGACGGAUCUCAAGGCUGAAAUGUUGGUCGAAUGGUUGAUGGGAGAGAUUGGAGGACAUUCAGAUCAGCUGGGUGGUGGACGGAUAGCGCGGUUAAUCAUAGCGGGUAACUCUUUAACACUUCCUGUAAAAGGUGAAGAUGAUAAAAAGAUUAAACGCUUCAACUCCACCUCCAAACCCCUCUUCCCCAACCACCCGACAAAAACCCUUGCAACGCUUUUCGCCGACCUUCUUUCCUCAUCUCUACCUAUUCACCUUAUACCCGGACCGUCCGACCCUGCGGGUGCCACUCUUCCUCAACAACCUUUGCCGAAAAUCUUAUUUGGAGGUAAAGCGAAAACAGAAGGACUGGAGUGUGAGACAAACCCUACAUGGAUGGAAGUUGGCGGAAGAAGCUUCCUUACUACCGGUGGUCAGGCAAUAGAUGACAUUUUUAAAUACGUGCCCGGCAACUCUAGACUAGGUAUGACACAACGUACAUUAGAAUGGCGGCAUAUGGCACCUACAGCACCCGACACCCUGUGGAUAUACCCCUUCCCUGACACUGACCCUUUUAUCAUGAAUUAUCGACCGGACGUGUAUAUUGUUGGUAACCAACCAGAGUUUGAAACGACCAUUAUUGGAGAUGAGGACGCUCCCACACGUCUUGUACUCCUCCCAUCAUUUGCCAAGACGGGCGUAAUUGCUUUUGUCUGUCUCGAAACGCUGGAAUGCAGGACGCUUGAAUUUGAGGCGCCCAUGUGGGUUGGAGAAACCAUGGCUGGUGAAGCAGAGGGCGUUGAUAAUGAAGAAAUGGAAUCAUAGAAUCUUUAGCACGAGGCAUUGUUUUGGGUCAUAUCAUUCAUUUGUAACAGGUAAUAUAGCUUCCUCAACUGAUGCCGAGUUGGUUAGAAUUGAAGAAAAAACGUAUAUGGAUUAGCAGCUGCCUAAUCUGAUAAUAGGAAUACCGCGGUGUUCUUCAAAAUCCUUUCUGCAUCGGCUCCUCAUUUACAACCGGGGCAUGACAAUGGGCAUGCAAUCUGAUACAUAAAUCGUCC
Molecule: messenger RNA, 1790 nt
Organism: Cryptococcus deneoformans JEC21
Lineage: Eukaryota; Fungi; Basidiomycota; Tremellomycetes; Tremellales; Cryptococcaceae
Product: DNA polymerase Delta, small subunit, putative
Exons: 8
Coding region: 25-1557 (510 amino acids)
Biological process (GO): DNA replication; DNA strand elongation involved in DNA replication
Cellular component (GO): delta DNA polymerase complex
Molecular function (GO): DNA binding
Source: RefSeq, a predicted model, not a curated record